Aplosporella prunicola CBS 121167 is the source of this 2435-nucleotide messenger RNA. RefSeq lists its product as uncharacterized. Gene Ontology annotation, biological process: silent mating-type cassette heterochromatin formation. Lineage: Eukaryota; Fungi; Ascomycota; Dothideomycetes; Botryosphaeriales; Aplosporellaceae. Gene Ontology annotation, cellular component: SHREC complex; rDNA heterochromatin. The record is from RefSeq and is a predicted model, not a curated record. The coding region runs from base 46 to 2118 and encodes 690 amino acids. The transcript is spliced from 2 exons.
CAAAACACCAACACCCACCACGGCGCCCAGAGCAAUGUCGCCCAGAUGACCCGCUUCUACCCACUCUACGUCCGCCGCUCCGACGGCAAGCUCGAGACGAUCCACGCCCGCAAGAAGGAAAAGAACGAGCCCACGCCCGAGCAGCUCAAUUCCACUCCCGACGCCAACGGCGUGAGCGACUACUACCGCGCCAUCGCCGAAGAUGAGGUCAAGCACCUCGACUGGCGCCGCAAGCUGGGCAUGAUGCUCAUCCGCGAGAUUGGCGGCCCUGAACAACAGCAAAAAAACUACAUGCUCGCCGCGAUGCCCGAAAACUACCGCCUGUACGAACACAUCAAGUCGAAAGCCAGCGAUGGCGAUCCUGCGACCAGGAGGGCAUCCAAAAACCAUGCUGGGGGUGGGCACGACAGACAAGACGCCUAUCUCUACGGGCACCCUUUAGGGCGGAAGAAGCGGUUCCGGAGUCCAGCGGACUUCUUUCCGCAUCUUCUUUGGCUUGCUACGGAUAAGAACGGCGACCCAAACAAUUGCACCUGCAAGCUGUGCUGUCCGGAAGAGCUGCAGGAAGACAAAAGCACAACAAAGGAUCCCAGACAAGCUGUCAAGAAGGAAGGCAGCUCCACACCGGUAUUGUUGCCUUCCACUACGGCUUCAAACAUACCCGCUCCCAUAAAGCGGGAACCUUCAGCGGUCGCGUCGAGGCCUCCAAGCAGCCAUGGACCGAAUCCACCCAAGACGGCGACGCCACCACAAAAUCAGAAUCCCACUGUGCCUCCCGCUUCGCGACCCGCCUCAGCAACACCCGCCCAGCGCGUUGCUGUGCCUUCCAACGGCUCAUCGAACAUCAAUCCCAAUGCACCUUCGCCGCUGGUGCGCUUGCCGCUCCCAGCCUACCAACUAGAUACCGAACCUAAUUUUUCACUCUUCCGUCCCGGGGAAGUCGUCUGGUUCAAUCGGGGGGACACUUGGGGGCUCGGUGCUAUCAUGCGGCGAUAUGUCAAAGACGUUAACGGUCAAUCCGAACGCAACUACAUAGUCCAGCCUUUGAGCCACCCGGGUAUGCAUCCGUCGCCUGUCCGGAUCAAUCAGGAAAGGUUGCUGCGCCCGUGGCUCUCGUGGAGCCCACCUCCUCUCUGCACCAGUGGUCUCCAUAACCAACCCAACCUAACCUAUGACAACAUUAACUGGCCAGCCGUAGUAAACGGACAGUUUGGCAAGGGCAACCCCGAGGUUGACGGCAGCAUUCUCGCCGCAAAGUCAAUUGAUGGCACCUUCACCGUCUCCCACCUUGUCAGCAACAGGCGCCUUCCAAACGGCCCUGAAGAGCGGCGUUGGGGUAGCAUGUAUCUCGGCGCAGAGAAGAUAUGGGUAGGCGAGCCGGUUCGCGUACGCAUCAACCUCAACACGCCAGAACCACCAAUCCUCCUCAUCACCGAUAUCAUCGAGCACGUUCAGCAAGGUUAUAACGGGCAAGCGUCCCGUGCAAGCAUGACUAUCGUUGGUGAUCUUUAUACCCUCUCCCCUACUCUACCUGCAGGUGCAGCUCCCCCUCCUUCGUCCCACUUGCCUGCUCGCAUGGUACGAGACAUGCAAUGGCGCAAUCAAAUUGCUGCCUCGCGUCGCACCAAUGUAUAUAUGUGGAAGUUGCUCAAACCGCGUCACUCGGUAGGCCUUGAAGCCGUCAAGGGACGUUGGUACGAGACGGGCACGGUGCUGCCUAUCGUGCUGGGUGAGCAAGAAUUCCGCACCAUCCUUCAAUCCAAUCAACCCCAAGACGUGAGCUUUUGGAUGAAUGCGCGUGGCGAUUGCACAGACAACAAGCAAGGCCUUAUUGGAGCGCGAAAGCCAGAACGCCGCGAUGCUUUGGGUCGCGCCGUGCCGAGCGAUAUGCGUAUUCUUGACGGGGCAGAUAUCCCAACCGACGCGGAACUACAAGCGCUAUUGAGACCCCACACACAGGAAAACGUGGAUGCGGCAACCUUUGUGAACGACGGCAUGGGCGACGGCAUGGCGAGUGUGGACGAGUUUAUGAACUUGGAAGGCAUCGGCGACGGCCAAGAUCUGGGAGCAUUCAGUGGCGAUGCGGGGUUCGCGGGGCACGGUUAUGGUUCUUAUUGAUAGGCAUGGGUUGGAGUAUGGUUAUGGAAGAACUAUGGAACGGAGAAUGGAGCACAUGGGUGGAGGGUUUGCCGUUUACCGACAGGUUAGUUCGUUGCAAUUUUCAUUUUGUAUUUUUGGCAGCGGAGGAAGUGGUCAAGACUGAGCAGUGGGUCAAUCGGUCUUUAGAGGACAAGAAAGAAGGCCUUGCGUCUUGAUAGUUUAGUGCUCUGGCGCAGCAUGUCGGUGAUAAUUAGAGGUGUCUGCAGACUCAAAAAUAAUGGUUGACAGUUCGUAGCGUGAUGGAGCGAUCUAAGACUCGAGGUGCAUCUGGAACA